AUGCUGCUGACCGCGUGCAGGUACGACUACCCAGUUUUUGCACGCAACGGCGGCGAGCCCGUGGUGUACGCAGGCCAGUACCACACAGAUGUGGUCACGUCCAAGGCUGUCGCCCAGAUCCGCUCGGCCAAGGCAGCAGGCAAACCCUUCUACAUCCAGGUCGCCCCCAUCGGCUGCCACGAUGCCUGCUACGUUGACGAGGAUUUCAACGGGUAUGUGACACCGCCGGUGCCGGCCCCGAGACACGCCAAGCUGUAUGCUGAGGUCAACUUGCCGCACGACCCCUCCUUCAACGAAGAGGACGUGAGCGACAAGCCUGCCUGGGUUCAAGCGCUUCCUAGGCUUGAUCGGGCAAACGUAACAUAUCUGAAUGAGUACCACCGUGACCGCCUGCGCUCCCUGCGCUCGGUGGAUGAACUCAUCGACACGCUUGCCUACCAGACUGAUCUGCAAGUUCCGUUCCUGAUCUCGUGA
Monoraphidium neglectum is the source of this 474-nucleotide messenger RNA. RefSeq lists its product as hypothetical. Lineage: Eukaryota; Viridiplantae; Chlorophyta; Chlorophyceae; Sphaeropleales; Selenastraceae. The coding region runs from base 1 to 474 and encodes 157 amino acids. The transcript has 5 exons. Gene Ontology annotation, molecular function: N-acetylglucosamine-6-sulfatase activity; glycosaminoglycan binding. The record is from RefSeq and is a predicted model, not a curated record.